Molecule: messenger RNA, 1902 nt
Organism: Scaptodrosophila lebanonensis
Lineage: Eukaryota; Metazoa; Arthropoda; Insecta; Diptera; Drosophilidae
Gene: natalisin
Exons: 6
Coding region: 103-1902 (599 amino acids)
Source: RefSeq, a predicted model, not a curated record
CAGAGCAGACAGAUCAGACAUCAGGACAAGGCAACGACAGCUGCUCGGCCACCAGCUGCCAGGCCAAGACAAAGCAGCCAUCCAAGCAGCCAGCUAGCCAGAAUGAGGCUCACGCUUGCCCUGAUAUGCGCCUGGUUUGCAAUUUAUUGCAGCAGCGGCCGCAUCAGCAACGGCCACGGCAACGUAGUCUUAUCUCUGCCACCAUCGCUUAUCGCCGAUGUGGCGGCCUUGAGGCAACAACAAAAGCAGCAGCAGCAGGAGGAGCGUCAAGAGCACGAGCGCGAGUUGGACGUGGAGCUGACGCCGCCCUUGCGUUGGAAAAAGGAUGCUCGCAUCCUCUUCGACAACUUUGGUGGCAAUGGCCGUGACGACGGCCACUGGACUACUCCACUGCCGUCCAGCCUGAGUGGUAAGGCAUCCCACAACCUGCUGGAUUUGGUACAAACGGUCCAAGGCGACGAUGAUGAUGAUGCUGACGUUGCGGUUGAACCGCAGCCUGCGGAUUUUAAUCGAAAAACGCUGAGCGAUGGAAUGUUCGAUUCAGAGGCGGGGGCAAAGCAAUCAGCGCCGCAGGAAAUUGCGAGUCUACUUCACUUCGACGACAAACCGCAAAAAUACGGGAAGCCUUUCAAAUAUUGGGUCCAACGGUGCCGGGCCGAAGGAACAGCAGAUGGCCAGGAUUGUUCGCAGGAAUAUUAUCAUGACGCGUUGGCGGCCAGAGACACAGCAGCUAGGCUGAGUCGCUUGCAUCGACUGAAUGCCAGCCAGAAAGAGCAGCAGUUCGGAUCAUCUUAUCCCUCAUCGGCCGAUGAUAUUGCAGCCGAUCAAGAAGCCGCCAAUUCUGAGCGAUACACCGAAGCCGACUACGAUGAGGACAUCAACAAUGAGGUCCUCAUGCUACUGCAUGGAGAGCAGGACCUCAUAAAGUUUCUGCAUUGGGCGAUGAAGCUACUCUAUCCCUUCCAGGUGCCAGGCGGCAAUCUGAGCGAGAGUGCGGCCGAUUACUAUCACCCGGGUAUGUUCAUUUGGAAAAAACUCAAGUUGUCGGGACAUCUCGAGCCGCCACUAAUUGUGGAUGAGCCGCGCUACGUAAUUGUUAGACGUGAAAAGUCACAGGACUUGAGCGACGAUCAGCAGUUUGAGGACGAUCCCUUUAUACCGCCACGCGGUCGAAAGCACAACUCGCCCGACUUGGAUGCGCUUCUGCAGCGCUACGAGACUUUUGUCCCCAACCGCGGCAAACGCGACAAAGUCAAAGAUCUGUUCAAGUAUGACGAUCUAUUUUUUCCGAAUCGCGGCAAGAAGAAUCGAGAUUUCUUUAAAGUGGACGACCCGUUCUUUCCCAACCGUGGCAAAAAGUUGAAACUACGUGAUAUUUACAAUCUCGACGAUCCAUUCUUUCCCAAUCGCGGCAAGCGGACGCACGUGCAGCCGCCAGCGGCCAAGUUGGGGCAACAACUUGUUGCUAAUGAAAUCAAUGGUAGUGGAGGUAGCGGCGGUGCUGGCGGCGAGGAAUUGCCACAAAGAAUGUCAACGCAUAAAAUUAAUGGUUACGAUCAAUCAGUCAAGCCAUCAAUGUCAGCCGCAGCAACAUUGGCAGCAACGACAACGGACGAUACUGGUGCUGCUAAUAGAUUACAUUCGACAAGAUCAAUGUCAACAAAUUCACAGCAACAGUUGCUGCUGCAACAGCUGCGGCGGCAACAAGAGGCCGAAGUGCAGCAUCAGCUCAAGAGCAGCAGCAGCAGCAGCCGCAGCAGAAACAGCAUUAAAGCCCCGAAACAAAGGUCAAUCGUCAGUUUUUCGACAACAUUACCUUGUCGGGCAUGUAAUCCCCAGAAACCAGCACGCACACACACAUCAAUCAUGAGCCCCGGCUUAUUAGCAAGCAUUGAACCUUAA